Molecule: messenger RNA, 690 nt
Organism: Ogataea philodendri
Lineage: Eukaryota; Fungi; Ascomycota; Pichiomycetes; Pichiales; Pichiaceae
Exons: 1
Coding region: 1-690 (229 amino acids)
Source: RefSeq, a predicted model, not a curated record
AUGUCUUAUAACAACACGCAGUUGUAUCUGUUGAUUUCGGACCUUGUUCGCUCGUUUUUGUCCGCGUGUGUGUUUCUACGACUGGGGAUUCUGUUCCCUUUGACAGGUCCGCGGUUCUUGCCCGGGGGAAUCGCCGACUUCUUCCUCACGGUGUACACUACAAGUGUCCUUCUUGACGGGUUCGAAUACGUCACGAUCUUUAGACACGUCCCAAAGACAGGGGUGCCGCGCACUUCGGGGAGACGCAUUCUGGCGACGGUGUUUGCACGCGUGUUUCUCACGGCCGCUCUGCUCAACUACCCCAAGGCUGCUAAAAAUAUCGCCUUUAGCAUCGUCAUUCUGUGCUCCUCGGUGGUGGACUUCUUCAGAUACACGUACAACUUCUACAAGGUGCGCACGUACGGCGGGUCUGUGGGGUGGCUCACGAACCUGCGUCGCGUGUCUUACACGUUUGGACAGCCGGUGCUGGUGGCCAGCGAGGCGGCACUGAUCUUCCUGUGUCUGCGACUCGUGGAAACCGAGUACGGCUACUACACAGACUACCUGGACUACGACUGGUGGGCCAACAAAUUUGCAUUCAUCACCAAGACAGUGGUGUACUGUUAUGGGCCGGUGUUCUACCUGAUCUAUAAGACCAAAGUUGCAUCGUUGUGGAAGAACACAACCAAAUCCCACGUCAAGACAGAAUAA